This is a messenger RNA of Alternaria ventricosa, 1023 nucleotides long. RefSeq lists its product as uncharacterized. Lineage: Eukaryota; Fungi; Ascomycota; Dothideomycetes; Pleosporales; Pleosporaceae. The coding region runs from base 1 to 1023 and encodes 340 amino acids. The transcript has a single exon. The record is from RefSeq and is a predicted model, not a curated record.
AUGACAGGGUCCAUUGCUUCUUCAUCUUCUGACGAGCAUCUUGUUGCUCGACGGCGACCUUACCAUAUCGAAGAAGCUAGGAAGCUGGCCGACCUUCGCUCAAGAAGCUACAAGGACAUCGUGUCCGACACCAUACACCCCCCCGACGGAUCAGAAGAUAUCACCACAGAGAGAAUAUUACCACGCAAUGUUACAUGGAGGGAAGACUACAAAAUGUUUCAAGCUUGGGCAGAAAAAACAAGCCUGACUCGUUGCAAAACCGCAGGCAAAGAUACCUACUAUUGUACAACCUCUGAGCACGAUUUUCGCAAUGUCGAACCUGCCAACCAGGCUUUGAUUGUUCGUGCUCUGGAAAGAAUGGGAGCUGGAAUAUGGCACAUGAACAACGAGCAGAUAGCGCAUGAAUUAAAUAUGCACGAACGCUACUACAUCGAGUCAACAUCAGAUCCACGAGAGGUUAAGAUGAAGAUCUUCAACAUGAGGCCGUUCCUUGAAGGUCUGGAGGAAUUGAUCAAACCGAUGGAGAGCUUCAGUAUCAAGACAAUGUACCUGCGCUGUCGUACCACCUACGAGACGGUCUUGCACAAUUUCGACGAAACAAGUCAGCUGAUACACAAUGAAUCGUUACCCGAAGCUGCCGUACGCCGAUAUAAUGACCUAAACGACUGGGCGGAAGAUACAGGGGCAACUUUAGAAGGCGAAGCCUCUCUUGACUUUAAACUUAGCACAGAACCUGAGUUAAAGGACGAGGUCUUAGAUCUGUAUCAUCGCAUCGAUUCGGAGCUGAAGUACAUGAUUAUGAUUUUGGAGAAAGAGGACACUCUAGGAGAUGAACCGCCGGACUUGAUAUCAGAUUCGGAGUCGGACCCAGAACCAGACUAUGAUCCAGACGUCGUUUUGCCAACUGACUUUUCAUCAUGGACAAAGGUUGAACGAACUUUCCACUGGGUCAGCCAAGCCCAUGCUGGCCUUCGCGUGUUAGCUGAGGCCCAGAAUUGGUCCGCUGGACCAAGCGCUUCAUGA